ACUUCACUCCGAAGCCCAAAGAAAAAGCUGUAAAGAGCCCUCUUUCUCUUUCUCUCUCAAAAAUCCCAUUUAUUGCCAUCAUUAUUUGUUCAUCCUCUUACAGUACUCUUUCACAUGUUAAAAAGGAUCUCAUCUUGUUGUAAUUAAUCCACUUGUAGGUCUAAAUCCCUUUUCUUUUCCCCUGUGAAAAGUCCAAAAUUCUCUUAAAAACCAAUAUUAUCUUUGUUUUGUUGUCUUCUGAUGCUAAAUAUUUUUCUAAUCUACCCUGAAGUGCAUGUUACCAUUUCUGGGUUCUCUUUGUGUGGCCAAUGAUUUCUGUUUCCUUUCUAGUACCAUCUAGUUGAUAUUGUAGAGUUCUUUUAUAUUUAAAAUUUUAUUUCCCAUCUUCAUUUCUUUGUCAGUGUUGUAAUUGUUUUUGCUGUAGGUGGUUCAGCUGCCUGAGUUAAUGAUAUUAAAGAGUUCUCUUUUCUUGGGUAGGCCUUAAAUCUGCUUUUCUUUAUUUUUCCAUGUUGCUACUCUCUUCCUUUUCCGAUUGUAACUCUCACUGAACUUGUUAAUAGAUAAAAUUGCUUGAUACUUGUUCUAGUUUUGUUCAAAGGUUCUGGUAUGUUUUAUUCAUUUCAGUAGGUUCUUUCUCAUUGUUCUUUAUUGGGGUUGGAAUUUAUCCUUCUUGUGUACGUUUCCAGUUCGCUUAUUGCGUCUUCAGUCUUUUAGUUUGAAGUAUUCUUUCUUCUAUUGUCAUUUUGAAUCGGUAUUGAAUUUUGUCCUCGAAGGGCUUUGAACAACGUCCCUGAAACUUGUUCUUUUUAUUAUACAUAUUCCACUGUUUAUCUUGUUCUUCACUGUGAUAAUGCCUCCCACUUAUUUCCCUCUUCGAUGGGAGAGUACUGGAGACCAAUGGUGGUAUGCUUCUCCCAUUGAUUGGGCGGCUGCUAAUGGCCACUAUGACUUGGUCAGGGAGCUCCUUCGCAUUGACAACAAUCACCUUAUCAAACUCACCUCUCUCAGGCGAAUUCGACGACUUGAGACUGUUUGGGAUGAUGAGGAACAGUUUGAUGAUGUUGCCAAAUGCCGUUCUCAAGUUGCUAAAAAACUUUUUCAUGAGUUUGAAUCUAAGAAAGGAAAAAAUUCUCUCAUCCAAGCUGGCUAUGGUGGAUGGCUUAUGUACACUGCUGCUUCAGCUGGUGACUUGAGUUUUGUUCAGGAACUUCUUGAAAGGAACCCUCUACUUGUUUUUGGUCAAGGAGAAUACGGUGUUACUGAUAUACUCUAUGCUGCUGCCAGAAGUAAGAAUUGUGAGGUUUUCAGGAUUGUUUAUGAUUUUGCUGUUUCCCCAAGGUUUUUGACAGCAAAAGGUGGAGAGUUUGAGGAGCACAUAGGGGAUAUUCCUUCUUUAUACAAGUGGGAGAUGAUCAAUAGGGCUGUUCAUGCUGCUGCAAGAGGUGGGAAUUCAACCAUUUUAUCGGAGCUCCUUACUAAUUGCACUGAUGUCUUGGCUUAUAGAGAUAAGGAAGGUUCAACUAUUUUACAUGCUGCUGCUGCCAGAGGCCAGGUUGAGGUAGUUAAAGAUCUUAUAGCCUCCUUUGAUAUUAUCAAUUCCACAGACCAUUUAGGGAACACAGCAUUGCAUAUUGCUGCUUACAGGGGUCAAUUAUCUGUGGUUGAAGCUUUGAUUGUUGCAUCUCCCUCGUUGAUCUCUUCAACAAACAAUGCUGGAGAAACCUUUCUUCAUGUGGCUGUGUCUGGAUUCCAAACUCCUGCCUUUAAAAGAUUGGAUCGGCAGAUUGAGCUUAUGAAGCAGUUGAUAUGUGGGAAAUUUUUCAAUGUGGAAGACAUCAUCAAUGCCAAAAGUAAUGAUGGAAGGACUGCACUCCACACAGCCAUCACUGGGAAUGUUCACUCUGAUCUUGUGCAGCUCCUGAUGUCUGCUCAGUCAAUAAAUGUGAAUGUCCGUGAUGCGGAUGGGAUGACCCCUCUUGACCUCCUUAAGCAACGGCCAGAUUAUGUGUCAUCAGAUAUUCUGAUUAGGAAAUUGAUUUCAGCAGGUGGGAUAUUUGGUUGUCAGGAUUAUUCUGCAAGAAGAGCCAUUGCCUCCCGCUUGAAGAUGCAAGGUAAUGGAGUCAGCCCUGGAACAUCAUUCAGAAUCUCCGAUGCAGAAAUCUUCUUGUAUACAGGUAUUGAGAUUGCAUCUGACAGCAGUGCUGAUCCAGCUAGUGAAGAAAGGAGUUCAUAUUCAACUGAACAUCUAGACUCAACCAAUGAGAACCAGAGCUCAACAAUUAAUAGGAAGUUAGGCUCUGUGAAUAAUGCAGCACAACAGUUGAAAAGAGUUCUCCAUUGGCCCCGUCUGAAAGAGAAAAAACCUGAAAGAUUCAGGAAAUCAUUGGAUCAAGUUUCUGUGGAAUCAUGCAAGAAAUGCAAUGGUUCAGAAGGAACUCCAACCCCACUUCGACAGAGAUUCAUGAAGCCCUCGUCUCCUUCUAACCACAAGAGGACACUUUCUGUUAGGAGUAAUCAAUCAAGUCCAACAGCCAAGAAGAAAUUUGCUUCGGGCAUAAUGCAUGGUGUUAUGCAGGCUAUGCCACAAUUAACUCUUCCACGUCGAUCACGUUCGAGUUCAUUUUCAAAAUCAUCCAUAUCUUCCCCUGGUUGGUUGGAUAAACAAAAAGGAGUGUUUCUUGACAGUGAUGUUGCCGGCCCAUCAUCUUCCAAUCAAUCAUUUGAUGAUGGAACACCAAAUGUGAUUGGGAAAGAAGGACCCACCAUGAAUAAGAAGUUGAGGAGCCAAUACUUCUGUUUCGGUGCAUCUGGCCUUUCUGCUAAAAUCCCAGUUACCAGGCCACGACAAAGCCAUAGUUCAAAUCCUUCUGUUCUUUCAGUGGCUUGAUGAAAACCAAAAAAGCUAUGCUCUUGCAGUGAUUCAGGAGUCAUAGAAAGAAAGGAGCCCAAAUCUGAAAGCCCAGAAGGAAGCAAGCAGUAAACUAGAAGAAGAUUAACAAACUCCCUAGCUGUUUCCUUCGUGUUGCAUGUCUUUUCCUUUGUAGAAGGUUGUCUUGUUGAAUAUGAGAAGGCCAUGUAAUCGUACUUAAAACUUUCUCUGAAAGUACAUCCUGUGCUUUAUGUUGCUUAAAGUAGUGGAGAAGUGUGGUAUUCUGAGCA
Hevea brasiliensis (rubber tree) is the source of this 3159-nucleotide messenger RNA. RefSeq lists its product as uncharacterized. The record is from RefSeq and is a predicted model, not a curated record. The coding region runs from base 851 to 2887 and encodes 678 amino acids. NCBI's taxonomy places the organism in Eukaryota, Viridiplantae, Streptophyta, Magnoliopsida, Malpighiales, Euphorbiaceae. Gene Ontology annotation, molecular function: protein binding. The transcript has 2 exons.